Rotaria sp. Silwood1 is the source of this 1377-nucleotide messenger RNA. Lineage: Eukaryota; Metazoa; Rotifera; Eurotatoria; Philodinida; Philodinidae. The record is from the annotation of a GenBank genome assembly.
AUGUAUUCAUCAACUCGAGUUGUAAUUUGUGGAGCAGGUCCUUCUGGUCUUAGUCAAUUGCAUGCAUUUGAAUCCGCUCGACAACGUGGCAUUCAAAUACCUGAAAUAGUAUGUUUCGAAAAACAAAAUGAUCUUGGUGGUCAAUGGAAUUCUACAUGGAGAACAGGAUUCGAUGAAUAUUCUGAACCUAUUCAUAGUAGUAUGUAUCCAAAUUUAUGGAUAAAUCUACCGAAAGAAUGUACAGAAUUUGUUGAUUAUUCAUUUGACAAACAUUUUGGUCAAUCAUUUACAUCAUUUCCACCUCGAACUGUUAUGUAUGAUUAUAUUCGUGGAUAUGCAAAACAAAAUAAUGUUCGUCAAUAUAUUCAAUUUAAUACAGUUGUUCGAUGGAUUUCUUAUUCGAAAGAUACGAAACGAUUCAAUGUACUUGUGAAAGAUUUGUGUAAAGAUAAAACACGAUCUGAAGAAUUCGAUUAUGUUAUUGUAGCUACUGGACAUUUUUCCAUGCCUAAUAUACCCCAUUUCGAUGGAAUAGAAACCUUUCAUGGUCGGAUAUUACAUUCGCAUGAUUUUCGUUCAGCUCAAGAGUUUCGUGAUAAAAAUGUGCUGCUGAUUGGUAACGGUAAUUCAGCCAUCGACAUUGCCUUACAAUUAUACAAAUACGGAGCUAAAUCGAUAACGCUUUCCUAUCGAACUAAAGCUACGAAUUUCAAAUGGCCUGAUGAAAUUAAAGAAGUCCCAUUACUUGUUAAGAUUGAUAGAGAUAUAAUCUAUUUUAAAGAUGAUUCAUUUCAAAAAUUUCAGGCAAUUAUUUAUUGUACUGGAUAUUUACACUAUUUUUCAUUUCUUGAUGAUGAUCUUCGUUUGAAUACAACGAAUUUUAUUUAUCCAUCGAAUUUAUACAAGGCAAUAUUUUGGUUAAAUCAACCUCGUUUACUCUAUUUGGGUAUCCAACGUCUAACAUUUAGUUUUAAUAUCGGAAAUGUUCAAGCAUGGUAUGCUCGUGAUGUAAUUCUUGGAAAAAUUAAUUUACCUUCGACAAAAGAAGAAAUGCAAGCUGAUAUAGUCCUAUGGGAAAACAAAGGGAAAAAAGUGCAAAAUUUUAGUGAUUAUAUUCAUUUUCAAAAAGAAUAUAUUCUGAAUUUGAUCGAGACGACUGAUUAUCCACGUUUUGAUAUUCAUCGAAUGGUAGAAAUAUUACUCGAAAAUGUUAAAUCAAAAUUUGAAAAUAUACUUACAUAUAGAGAAAAAACAUAUGCUUCAACAUUUACAAACACAAUGGCAAAACAACAUCACACACCUUGGUUGAAUGAAAUGGAUGACAGACUAGAAAACUUUAUCCGAAAACAAAUUUCUUUUAUCGAAAAUAUAUGGUAA